Tetrahymena thermophila SB210 is the source of this 546-nucleotide messenger RNA. Its product is annotated as transmembrane protein, putative. The transcript has 2 exons. NCBI's taxonomy places the organism in Eukaryota, Ciliophora, Oligohymenophorea, Hymenostomatida, Tetrahymenidae. The record is from RefSeq and is a predicted model, not a curated record.
AUGAAGAGAUAAUAAGCUUUUAAUUAUUAGAUUUUAGUAAUACUAAUUUUUGUUGGUAUUAAUUUUUCACUGGCCGAUACUGAUCCAAUUUUCCACGAUAAAAAUAAUAUUCAGCAGUUUUUAAAAGGAUAUUUGGAAGGACUUAAAUUAGAGGUAAAUGAAUUAGAAUUAAGCUCAAUAACUGAUCAGCAAUUUGCUCUAGAUGAAUUUCAGCUCGGCUUAGAUUAUCAAGGUCUUUCAAUAUUGAUCAAGGAGAAAGAAAAAGAAGGAUUAGAACACAUUUGUGAUGCUCUUAUAAAAUUAGAAGAGUAGCUUCCCAAAAAAAGCAGAUCUUUAUUAAAGCUAGUCUAAAUAUCAUUAGAAGUAUUUGGCAACUAUUCUAAAUAUGUAGCAGCUAAGGAAAAGUAUGAAUAAAUUUAUCCUGACAGAGAUGUAUCUUCAUUUUUAUGGGAUGCUUUAGAUUUCAUCUCUUUAAACAACAACUUUCAUCUUUCUGGCUAAAUGGUGGCAAAAAUAAUUUUAGAACUUCAUCCUUUGCUCUUUUGA